AAGAGGAGAGAGGGUACGCAUCAAUUUGUACAGUCUUCAGUUGGCACCCCGCGCGCGCGCGCGUGUGUGUGUUUUCGGACUGAUUUCUCCUGCGUUCCUCCUGUCGGCUGCAAUAUGAGCCAGCGCGAGCCUGUGUUGACAGACGCGCGUGCGUGUUAGCGCGCACCAUAAAGCGACCAAACAGAGGAGGAGAAAGGGAGAGUGGGUAGCACGCAUCGCUGGAUGUUCUAGGCAUCCAUUCUGCGCUCUUCUGCACGUCUGAGAAGAUCGGACCGCGACCCCGCUGCUUCCUCUGCGCGUCUAUCAAUAACAUUCGCGGCAUAGAAGAUCAGGACGAAAAAAAAGAGGAGAGCCGCUGCGGCGCCAGUGAUGUUUUGGUAACUCCACAUGGUGUGAUGUAGCACAUGGUCUCCUCACUAAGGAACGAGAGCCAGUUCAGUUCCUACCAUGGCAUGUGUUGUAAAAUGGCUGUUAUAAAGAAGAAAUAAUGAAAACGCGGACACAUAAAGAAUCGAUGCCCAUGCGGAGUGGGCGACGGCGGGGGGCGAGUGAGGAGAGAAGAGGUCGACGCCCGCACCCCAGCCCCACUCUGCCUGAACGUAACGAUAGACAGACGCAAAGAGGUGCAGCCGAGGAACUGGCUGGAAAUCGCUUCAGACGCAGGUCACAAGGGCAUGAUUCAUCUGAGAGCGAGGGGGAUGAACUUGUGUCUCCUCCAAAGAGGCAGAAAGUUCAGGAAUCGGCCUCUACCCCAAAUCCUCCAACAUCAACACAAUCGACUGACAACUCAGCUCCUCCCACUGUCCCGCCUCCAACUUCGGUUGCUAGCCAAUCUCGUGAGAGUGACAACGAAGAUGGCCAAUCCCAAGGCAGCAGGAGUUCAGUCGUCGGGAGCCUUGCCAAUAGCAGCAGUAGUCUGAGCAGCGGGCGGGAUAUCGACCAGGACAAUCGUUCCUCUUCCCCGAGUCUCUCCGCUUCUCCUCUGGGUAGCCUGGAUUCUGAUUCUGAUGGCCCCGACUCACCAAAGCAAGGAGAGAGGGAAAGAGAGAAAGGCAAAGAGGGAGGAGCAGGGAAGGUGGCAGGAGAGGAGAGGAGAACAAGAGGAGAGGGGAGAGGGGAGGAGUCCUGUGGAGAUGGAGAAAAGAGGGAUGUGGAUGGAAGAAUUGAAGACUGUCCUACUGUUAAGCCCCCCUCCACCCCUUGCCCUUCCUCUGCUCUGACUCCCUCUCUCCGCACAGGGGGGGAUUCAUCAAAUGAUAGCAAUAGCGGGAGGAAGUCCUAUUUCUCCCUGGACUCCAAACUCCUGUGUAAAGUUGAAUAUGGCGGACCAACAGGUGUUGAUGGUGCACAUAAUGGCAGCAGAAUGAAUUCCAAAGCCAGCACACAAUGUGUGAACAAGACAAACAUCUCCGGGGGAGACUUAUCCCAACACAGUCCCAACAUUUCUCAUUCAUUACCCCCUCCUCUUCCUCCUCCACCUGCCCUAAAACCCUUGGAGCUGGGGGGACAAAACAUGCCCACUGAUGUCAAGACAGAGAGAGACAAAAUGGACAAGACUGACAAACACCUGGACAAGACUCAGUCUGGUCCUCCUUCUCUUUUACCACAAUCUGGCCCCCAACCCCUCUCCCAGUCCCAGUCGCAACCUUCUACCCACCCACAUCACUACAGCCCCACCAGCUGGCAGGGUACCACAGCACCUGGUUGUCAGGGGAGCUGGGGCUACACCCGUUACCCUGGCAGCCAUCACCCACACCAACAGCAGCACCAGCCCCCAGUGCAACAACAGCAACUCCCAUCGGUUUAUAAUGACCCAGUUUCUCGCCACUCCUCAUCACACCCCCCUUACCUUCCCCAUCCUCACUCCCAUCCCCACAGGGAGUACCUACCCAGGUACACUGGAGGGGGAGGGGACAGAGACAGGACACCUGCAGCAGAGAGGGAGAGGGGAAUGAGAGGGGAGUGUGGGGGGAGAGAGAUCAGGGAGUUCUCUGCUCCUAUCGGCAAUAACAACAAUAGUACUAGUGGAGCUAAUACUAAUAGUGUUUGCAGUGGGAUGGGUGGCCCCACCAGUAGCCAAAGUAGGGAGUUUGCGGGUAUGCCAGUGGGUCAGAACAGAGAGUUCCAAGGACCUGGGAGAGAUGGACCAAAUAUGGCCCCUGAAAGAAGAGAUUUUGGUCCUGCUUUCAGAGACAGGGACAGAGAAAGGGAGAGGGAUGGAGGGAGGGAAUUUCCUUUGCCAAACCAAAACCAAAAUAGAGACUUUGCUUCCAGUGGCCCUGGAACAGGGCAUUUCAGAGACAAAGAUGCAAGCAGAUGGGGUGAGUUUGGGAACCAAACAAGAGAAGUGAUAAGUAACAGUAGUAACAACUCGGUUCCCCAGGGGAACCCACCAAGUUCCUCUGGCGGGCUUCCUGUCACCCCCAUAAUGAACAGAGACCCACCUGCCUCACCCCAAAACAACCCUAACCACCCUUCACAUUCCUCUCUGACCCCACAUUCCCACCAGCAUCCCUCAAACUCAUCUAACCGAGACUUUGUUCCUCCUAUGGAGCAGGCACAAACGCCCUCUGGAACAGACCAGUUCCACAGAGAUUAUGCUCAAGGUGGAGGAAAAGAUUUUCCAGGUGGUGCAACCCCUUCCACAGGCACAAAUAGAGAGUACCUCAGCCCCCCUGGUAUGACUCCAAAUGUGGGACGAGAGUAUGUAGCCACUGGAGGAACACAACACUCUCACCCACCUCACUCACACUACCAGGCUGGGCCCAGGGAUAGAGAUAGGGAUUCAAACCUACGAGAGUCGACUCUGUUCCAAAAUCGUGGAGGCCCCAGUCAACCUUCUGCACUCUCUCCUUCCUCUACAACCCAUCACGGACACUCGCAAAAUACUCCAUACCCAACUCAGCCCCCUCUACCUCCAUCUCAGCCCUCCCACUCCCAGCCACCCCCAUCAGGAAUGGCACCUAAUGUACACUACCAGUCCUCCACCCAGACUCCUCCAAUACCUCUGUCUCCUUUACCUAGUCCUUCCUCCAAUCAAAUGGGAAACUUCUCAUCUUUUCCACCCAGCUCCUCUGCUGGUCCUAACAUGUCACUUCCUGGUCCAGGUGGGUCAUCCACCUGUUCACCUGGAUGUCGCCCUUCACCUUUCCAUAGCAGUUUGAACAGCCACAGCUCCUUCAGUGGACCAUUCCACUCCAAUGGGAACAAUGGCGGCAACAACCUGGCAAACAGCAAUAGUAGCAAUAGCGCACCAAAUAGCAGCAAUAGCAACUCACAGUCUCUCUCACCUCAAAGUGUCUCCAAAGGACCACCACCUCUUAAUAAUCCUGCCAACAACAACGGCAAUUCAACUCCUGCCUCCAGUUCAUCAAUUCUCAGUGGAGAGGGGCAUUUGGAUCCAUCCACAGGUCCACCUCCUGCACCUGUCAUAAAGGAAGAACCAGUGGAAGAGAGAGAGGAGAAUGAAAGCCCACCCCCAGUUUUGAGAAGCCCCUCCCCUGAGCCGAAGCCUGUAGACAUUCCCAUCCAUGCCAGCCAGUCAGCACGGUUCCACAAGGUACUUGACCGUGGCAGUGGGAAUUCCUGUGCCCGUAGCGAUGUCCUCUUUGUCCCGCUGGAUGGUUCCAAACUGUGGAAGAAGAGGAACGAGAUGAUUGAAAGAGCCCGUAGGGAGGUUGAGCAGAGGGCCAGAGACUUGAAAGAGAAAGAGAGGGAACGAGAGAGGGAAAAGGAGCGCGAGAGAGAACUGGAUCGACAUCUGCAGCAGCAGAAGGACGUCAGCAUUGCUGGAGGCGGUCGCCAGGGCUCCUCUCUCUUUUUCCCCUCAUCAUCUUCUAUAAUCCUUGAUCCUUCAUCUUCUUCUUCCUCCUCUUCAUCAGUGGUUCCUACCUCCCACCCUCCUCCUCACCCCCAACAUCAUGCCUCACAUCCACAUGCUCACCUUCCUCCAACGCAUCAUCUCCACCCCACUCUUGCUCAUUCUAUUCCACACUCCCUUCUCCUUCCAUCAAUGGGAGGGGCAUCAUCAGUGGUUGGAGGCCAUCAAGGUGCACUAGGAAUAGGUUUAGGAAGUCCUUACCUGGGCCCUGAUACCCCGGCACUAAGAACCCUAAGCGAGUACGCUCGUCCUCAUGCUAUGUCUCCACUUGGGGCAGCAAGCAGGGCACAGGCACAUCACCCCCAAGUUCACCAUGGACAUCCUCAUGUACACCCUUCAUUCUUCUUUUCUCAGUUCCAAAAUCAUGCUUUGGCUCACCCUCAUCACCUCCCCGCUGAUGCUGCUACAGCAGCCGCUAUUUUGGGCUUUCUGUAUGGUGGCAGCCUCGAAGGAGGUCCAGGUGUUGGAGGCCACCCUGGGAUGGCCGGGGGACCAAUACCUGGAGGCAUUGGGGGUGCAGGAUUAGGAGGAGUAGGCUUUCCUCAUGCAGUGGCUGCACACCGGGACCGAAUCAAGCCAGGAUUUGAAUUUAAGAGUGAUGAGAGGGUAUAUCCUCCAGGAUCAAUUCCUGAUCCUGCAGCCCUUGCUCUUGCUCACUCUCAUUCCCAUGCACAUGCCAAUGCUCAUGCACACUCACUCCUCCUUGGCGGAGGUGGAGGUGGAGCUAGUGAGGUGGCACUUUAUGGCACUCCUCCUCCACCAGCACCCGGUGGUCCCCCACACCUCCACAAUCCAACUCUGGUGCCUGUAACUCGACCCCCCAACCCUUCCGGCCCUCAGUCUCUGUCGAAUCCAUCCUCUUCAUCUCUCCUGCCUUCCUCACUCUCCUCCCAUCCCACAUCUACACCAGUGGCUGUUUCCACAACCCCAGCAGGACCUACUGCUCCUCCAGCAGCAAGUCAAGCUGCUCCACCAACAUCCAACGCUGCCUCACUUCAUCACCCAGUCCCCCAUUCUUCAUUCCCAAAUUCCCUAUCCUCUCAUCUACCACCAGCUCCUGCUGUAGCCGCACCACCUGAGACCUACCCCACUCCUUCUCGCUCUCCAGCCUCCUAUGAGAGAGAAAGGAAUGGAGAAAGGGAGAGGGAGCGAGAACGGGAGAGAGAAAGAGCAGGUCUGCCAGCAUUUGGGGAGAGAGACCGAGAAAGGGAGAGGGAGAGAGAGCGGGGAGGAAGCAGUGGAAGCGGAGCAGGCAGUGGAGGAGGAACAAGUGGAGGAGGUGGAGGAGAGAAUCUGGGGCGUCUUCAGAUGCUGAAUGUGACGCCUCAUCAUCACCAGCACUCACAUAUCCAUUCACAUCUUCACCUGCACCAGCAAGACACAGCGGCGGGCGGGGUUCACCCCCUGAUGGACCCGUUGGCAUCGGGGUCUCCUUUGGCACGCCUUCCAUAUCCAGGGGCCACACUCGGCACUCCCAUCCUGGCACACCCCCUCACUGACAGCGAGGUUCUCCGCCAGCAGCUCUUCGGUGAGGAGAAGACUCCUCAUCCAUGUGCUCCUUUCCGUGACCUGCCCCAGCCAUCCUCCCUCACCGGCCCAAUGUCAGCAGCUCACCAGCUCCAGGCCAUGCAGCAGGCCCAAAGUGCAGAGCUGCAGAUCCAGAGACUGGCCCUGGAACAGCAGUGGAUCCACCACCAUCACCACCACUCCCUCACCCAGGACGAGUACUACAGUCACUUGAAGAAGGAGAGCGACAAGACCCUGUGAGGGAGGGGCAAUAUGAAGAGCAGCACGGAGAAAACUUAAGUGUGCAAAGUAGCAAAUUAAAAGCACUGAGAAUAACGAGGGCACAAAGACUCUGAGCAAAAGCUAAUGGACAAGGAAUUACCGCAAGGACACGAGAAGAUUGUGACAAAUUACCGAGGCGGAGGAGGGAGGGUACGAAAAUGUUGCACACAGUCCCUGUUAACUGCACCGUGGUGAUAAAUCCAGCCUCCAGUGCUUCCCUGAAUCAGUUCUUUCACUCUGUUCUUGUUUUUGUAUUGUGCCCUGUACAGUAUAUUUGUUGGAGGCGGCUGAAGUGAAGUACAGCACGUGUAAAAUUGAUGCCACAAGAAACGUGUACAUGAGUCUCUUUCAUGUCAUUGCAUGUAGCUAAGCACUUCUUCUGAACUGGUGGAACUUUUGGUUCUAUUUUUAGUAACUCUCCCCCUCUUUUGUACCCGAGGGGUGUUCUGUAUGCAUGAGACCAGCAAAAUUAGUGUUUCGUUCCCGAUCAAUAGUAUUGUUAUUAUGAUUAUUGUUGUCUGUUUGUUGAUAAUGAUAUAAUUAUAUAUACAGUACAUAUUAUUUGUAUUAUUUUUUUACAUUGUCAUGGUAUGCUGUCACUUUUUAUUAUUAUUAUUAUUAUUAUUAUUAUUAUUAUUAUUAUUAUUAUUUUACCUUGUGAAACAAGAUGCAAAUGAAGGCAAAAAAACAACAACCUGGAAAUAAAUUAUAAUCUUUUUUGCUA
Molecule: messenger RNA, 6392 nt
Organism: Thalassophryne amazonica
Lineage: Eukaryota; Metazoa; Chordata; Actinopteri; Batrachoidiformes; Batrachoididae
Gene: atn1
Product: atrophin 1
Exons: 11
Coding region: 488-5647 (1719 amino acids)
Cellular component (GO): nucleus
Molecular function (GO): transcription corepressor activity
Source: RefSeq, a predicted model, not a curated record